This is a messenger RNA of Oncorhynchus kisutch (coho salmon), 2211 nucleotides long. RefSeq names its product ELMO domain-containing protein 2. The transcript is spliced from 9 exons. Gene Ontology annotation, cellular component: membrane. NCBI's taxonomy places the organism in Eukaryota, Metazoa, Chordata, Actinopteri, Salmoniformes, Salmonidae. Bases 433 to 1332 code for a protein of 299 amino acids. Gene Ontology annotation, molecular function: GTPase activator activity. The record is from RefSeq and is a predicted model, not a curated record.
ACAGAUGGCUUGCUAGCAAAUCAAUGAUUGUGAAAUACUUGCAGUUAGAUUUAGAUCGUUUGGGAGGGGGACACCGUGGAAAGUUACUGCUACGGUAACUUUCCAGUGAUUGACUUGACCUGACCACCUAGGCCUAUCUGAUGACAUGCCAUUUUAAGAUUAGCUACGUAUCAACCGUUCCCAUUGAAUAUGGGGUUUUGUACAGAGUAGCGAAUGAUUGUUUUUGGGGAGGUCCUGCAGUACUUUAGACUGAUAGCUUGAAGGUAUCAAUAGCUAGCUCCUACUACAGAGACAUUACCAUUGCUGGAUGUUUUUUCUUCUCCGGCCAUUAAUUCCAUUGCACGGCGUGGAGUACACUGGGAAUCUUUCUGGGUGCUCAUUUGUCAAUGUCUCGAAGAAGAGGCACGGCUCGCCAUUGCUGUCUUACCAACCAUGUUCGGCAGCAUCUGGGGAUACUUCUACACGUCCUUCCUUAGAUACUGGCUGAAGUGGUUCAUCAGACAGGUGACAGGGAAAUGCGAGCUGCAAAGGAUUUGUGCCGGCUACAAGCCUGGGGCGCCCAGGACAACGAAAGCAGAAUACUCACUCAAGAACUCCAAAUCUAAGCUAUUAAGAGCUGCUGUGGAUGUGGAGGAGGAUGGUUUGGAGAAGCAUCUGGAUCUUAUCAUGAGGGAAAAGAAUGUCAAAACGCAGAGGGAUCCCACGUUUAAGGUGAAUCUGAAGCUGUGUCUCUUACAAAUAACGGGAUACAGGAACUUAUUCACCUCCGUGGAAGAGUUGAGGAAAGAGAAUUUUGACUCGGAUAAAGUCCAACACGAGGAAAUGCUUUUGAAGUUAUGGGACCUGUUGAUGCCUGAGGUCAAACUGGAGUCCAGAGUUACCAAACAGUGGGGCGACAUUGGUUUCCAAGGCGAUGACCCCAAGACUGACUUCCGAGGAAUGGGCAUGUUGGGCCUAACCAACCUUGUGUUCUUUAGUGAGAACUACACUGAAGAGGCUCGGCAAGUGCUGUCCCACGCAAACCAUCCCAAACUGGGGUACUCCUAUGCCAUAGUGGGUAUCAACCUGACGGAGAUGGCGUACAGUUUACUGAAGAGUGGUGCUCUCAAACCCCACUUCUACAACACGGUGUCUGGGAGACCCCAACUGCAGCACCUCCAUCAGCUGUUCUGUUACCUGGUGUACAAGUUUGAUAAGUUCUGGGUGGAGGAGGAGCCCGAGAGCAUCAUGGAGUUCAACCACUACAGGGAAAAGUUCCACGACAAUAUCAAGAUUCAACUGCUGGACCCUGCCGUCGCCCUCACCAUGACGGAUAGUCCAAGAAGUAACUGACCGACCAACCGACUGAACGGGUCUCGCUUGGACCUAAUUGGGACCACCAGAACCUCUACACUACAGCGUACUUCCAAACUAAUAAGGGACAUUUUGAGCUAGCUUUCCCUUCGAUCUUAGUUUAGACCCAAUCUACACACUUUUUUAAAAUUUGUAUAAAUUAGUGACUAGUUUUUAGAAAUAAGUAAGACCAGGUGACUGGAAUUCAACCCUCUGCCUCAAAUAAUGACCAUUCCAAUGCUUCAAAUAUUACAAAAGGGGAAAUAAAAUAGUAGGGCACUAGUUCUAUGUAGUUAAUUGGCUGUGUACUUUUCAGUGGACAUGGAAAGGAAUUACACAAUAGUUUUAGAGGAAAUGGAGAUUGGUAAUAAUAUUAACUAGCUGGUAACUAGGUUUGAAUUUAUUUAACAAAGUCAACAAGUGCCGUCUCGCAUGUAUUCAUAAUAAUUUUGCCUACUCAUUCUCGUAUUUGUCCUUCUUGCUCAGGAAUCAAAUAUGUGUCCAGAGAGGGAAUUUAUAUCGUAGUAGACUUAAAACUAAGGAAUCAUUUGUUUACCUAAUGCUCAAUGGUUGUACUACUUACUCAGACACUGAGAGCUCUGUGCAUGUUUUAAUGCGUUUGAAUUGAUACCGUCAUUGUUGUCAAUACAUUUCAAUAGGUGGUGCUGAGAUUACUGGUUAUUACGCCGCUGCCUAUUCCACACAUUCGUACAAUAUUGUCUUUGCUGAAAGCUGACUUUGUAUGGUAUUUUGUCUGUUAUUUAUAGGCCGUGGGCCCUGAUUUUUUUUUGAAGAUGAUUUGACAUUUUGUAGACCCAGUAUGGAACUUUGUAACGACUGACACAUGCCCAGUGUUAAUAAAUUAAACUUAUGAUGUGA